AAAGAAUCAAAAGUAACUUAAGUUCAGGUAAUUAAGUUAUCGACUAAAUACAUCUCAUAACAUAAAUUAGCUUAAUUAGUAAACCGUUUAAUAUUACAAUAGAUUCAGCUAAAUUUAAUCAUUUCUGCAGUUUUAAUAUAUAUUGUAAAGUAUUAAGCAUUGCACAAUGUGAGUAUGGCCUUGUGUCGUUCGGCACGUUGAUUGGUCGUGUCGUUUUUUGCCGCGCGAUAGAACGAGGCGGGAUUUCAGUAGUCGUGUGUCGUUUGCAACAGCAUGAUCGGAUCUGUCUUAAUGCAUCUCUUAGUAAACAGAGUAAUUAAAUCAGUAAUCCGAGUUUUAAUCGUGCAUUUGUUUGUUUGUUUGUGCAAGUGUGUUUAAUACAUCUAUUUCGAUCGAUCUUUCCUGAACAUUGUACUUCAAUAAUGCCUUCAUCGCCAUUCGCAGAAAAUAAAUUUGUACAUUACAUAAAGCUACAAAAAAAAAAUGAAAAAAUGUUGCCCUGCAGAUCAGCAGAAAAAAAAGGAAAAUGGGAUUAUAUCAAACAAAAUUUGCCAUAUGUUUUACUUACUGACGUAAUGAAUAUGCGAUACUCGAAUAACACGACUAAAGCAUGUAAUACUGAUGCUAUUUUUUCAAGAAGUGAAGCAGUUGAAGAUAUUGGCAGAACAGACAAAGAUAUUGAAUACUCUUUUGAUAAAGGUAAUGAGUUGCAAGAGAAGUUUAAUCGUCAUCAGAAUAAUGAAAGAACCGACGAUGAGAGCAUUGAAUACUCUUUCGAUGUAAAUAAUAAUCAGAACUGUAACGAUCAUCAUCAGAAUUAUGACAUGUUUGAUGAAAAUACAUAUUCUCAUGCUUCCGAAAACGUACAUAAUAUACAUGUAGCAGAACAUUCAGGCUCAGAAUAUAGUCCUUCUGAACAUAGUUCCAUUCUGUCAGAAACAGAUGCUAAUGAUGCUUUACUCUCUGACACAAUAAAUGAAAGGAAUCGUUCAAGUGAAUCAAAAAAAAGCUUCAAAAAAUUCUUCUGGUUUAGAAAUAUCUGAUCGAGUUAAUGGUAGCAAUGUAUUUUGUCCUGAUGAUAUUAACCUUGAAGUCGAUCCAUCUGAAGGACCUAAAGGUGGUAACAAAAAGAACUGCUGCUUCUAUUGCCGAAAAUUGCAAUCAAAGAUUGCGCGUCAUCUAGGUACAGUUCACCGUAAUGAACCUGACGUUAAGAAGUUUCUCGACCUUCCACCAAAUAAUUUAGAAAGGAAAAGAAUAAUUGAAACAAUAAGAAGGAAUGGUAAUUUUAUCCAUAAUACUAAUAGUAAUGUUAGUGACGGAAAACUUGUCGUGUGCAGGCGCCCCAGGAUAGAUAAACAGAAAAGCGCAAAAGAUUAUACAGCUUGUCCAAAAUGCAAGGGAUUUUUUAUGAAAAACAGUAUUAGACGCCAUUUUCGUCGUUGCACAGGUUUUUGUAGUAAACGAAAUAGAUCUGUGCUGGUUAUGGGUAGAGCAAUUAUCGGGCGUAUUAAUCCUAUGGCAGAAGAAACGUUACGAAAAGUAGUUUUUCCUUCACUCAGAGAAGACGAAAUAACUCGUACGAUUCGAUAUGAUGAAUUAGUUAUAAUAUUUGGCAAUAGAUUGUGUCGUAAAUAUCGCAAGCCAUAUCAGCAUAAAUUAAUCCGCUCACAUCUUAGAUACCUCGGUCGUUUCUUGAUAGAGAUGAAAGAUAUAAAUACACAAGUUACAGACAUGCAAUCAAUUUAUCAUCCCGCAUUUUACGAAGAUUGCAUAAAAGCAGUUAACCGAAUGUCUAAAUUUGAUAGUGAUACAAAUACUUAUAAAAUAACAACAACACCUCAACUAAUGGGAACUUUGCUUAAGAAAGUAGGAAAUUUAUUGAUUACUCAAAGUAUAAAAAAAAAAGAUUAUGAAACAAAGAGUGAUGCCGAAGAAUUCCUUGCUCUUCUCGUCGAUGAUUUUCCAACUAGCGUUAACAAAGCCGCUUUGGAAGCACAGGAAGAAAAUAAAAGACGUAAAAAUACAGAACUUCCUUCAAUGGACGAUAUCACAAAACUUCGUAAUUAUCUUGACGAAAAGCGCAAAUCUCUAUGCAAGAUAUUGAAGAAUCGAUUUUGUCCAAAUAGUUGGCUAGAACUAGCAAAAGUAACUCUUACAUCCGUACAAUUAUUUAAUCGUCGUAGAGCGGGCGAAAUAGAGCACCUUCUCGUUAAAGAUUUUAAAAACUACGUACAGAUAUCAGAGAAAACAGACAAAGGUUUAUUCCUAUCUUUAUCACCUGAAGCACGAGAAAUAGCAAAAAAAAUAUGUAAGAUUCACUAUACGUGGAAAACUAAUGCGAACUGUUCCUGUAUUAUUAUCAGCGGAAUUAUUGGAAUGUAUUGAAAUAAUUUUAAAAUAUCGACAUGAUGCUUGUGUUCCUGCUAAAAAUAUAUACUUAUUUGGAAUCCCGGGAUACAAUAAAAGUUAUUUUAAAUACUUAGAUGCUUGCGAAUUAAUGCGAAGAUUUUCUACUGAAUGCGGUGCAGAACGACCAUGGACCUUACGUGCAACGGAUCUCAGAAAACAUAUUGCCACAAUAAGUGUAGCGUUAGAUUUAUCAGAAAAUGAUGUUUCUGAUCUUGCUAAGCAUAUGGGUCAUGCCAUGGCAAUACAUAAAGAAAUAUAUAGACAACCUAUUGUGAGUAGAGACAUUGUACGAAUGUCUCAAGUGUUAGAAAAAGCACAAGGUGUUACUGAUAAUAGUGAUGAAUAUCACAUUAAUGACAAUUGUGAAUAUUUGGUAGAAAAUGACGCAAGUGUAUCUUAUGAAAUCAUUGACUCAGAGUUAUCUAUCAGCAAUAGCACUGACAACACAUCACCAAAUAUAGAAAAUACUUAUAACGCGAAGAAGCAGAAUAAUCAAAGGAACAGGAAACGUAAAGACACGAGUCCAUCCGAGGAAUCUGAUUACAUAGAAUCACAUAGAAGUGCAAAGAAACGAAAUACUCCUCCGUAUGGCCGUACCAAACGUGUUCGUUGGACAAACGAAGAAAAACAAAUCAUCAAUUUACAUUUUGGCAAUUAUAUCAAAAGUGGAAAGUUACCGUCUAUAAAAGGCAUUCAAGAAGUUAUUGCCAAAAAUCCUUGCUUACAAAAUCGAUCUGCAUCGGUUGUGAAGACAUGGAUAAAUAAUCAGCAAAGAAAUAAUGGACUGAAAAAAUCAUAGAAUUUUUUACAGUUUCCUUAUUUUAUUUUAUUUUUACUGAAUUUUUAGUACACGUAAAAAAUGUCCUUUAACGAUUACAUUAUUAUGACUUUUUUUUUAUUUGAGAUAAGGAUUUAGACUUACUAUGUUAUGAGAAAAAUUUUGUCCUUGUAAUAAUUUGUAUGCGUCUCUUUUAUCAGAAUUUUACCCGAUAUUGAAUUUUUUUUAGAUAAAGCAUUGUUCUCGUCAAAGAAACCUACAAAUUGCACUUUUUUAUUGUAGUGAUUUAAUUUACUUAAUUAUUCGUUGAAAAUGCAAAUGUGAUAAAAGGCCGUGAAUACUCUUCUUAAGCUAACUAAUGUAGUAUACUUUUGCGUCCUUACAAUAGUUACAUAAUGUAACGUCGACAAGAAUACAUUACGUAUGUUCAUGAAUUUUACAACAUUACUAACAAACAAAUCAAAAGCGUGUAAAGUAUAUUCUCCCGAUUUUUAGUUAAAAUAUAUUGUAAAUCAAUGUUAAUACUAGCUUUGUAUAACACGAUUUCACUCGUUAUAAAAUGAUAAAUCGUGUGAAUUAUAUUCGCAAAGUUCACUCACAGUCAUUUUAGUACUGUAACGUAAAGUAUUCUGAUCGACGUUGCCUUGUCUAAGAAAAUAUAGAAUAAGUAUUUAAUAUUUAUCGACGAACCGUGAGUGUAGUAAACGUAAAGUACAGAAAUGGCAGCUAAUCUGUCUUCUGUUGUCGUAAAAUCGAGACUCGCAUAUAAUUUAAUAAAAUUUGCCACUUUAAUUUAAAACAAUUUGAGUUUUAUGACACAAACGUUCACAAUCGCGACGUUAAAACAAAACAAGAUAAAAUCUGCUCAUUCUUUGUUGCGUAAGCGGCGAUUAUCGCAGGUAUCAACAGUUUUGUCAAAAAACAAUUUGCUUAUUACGCCUUUAUGUUCACAAGUUUUAUGUACUUCCACCUACAUUUAAACAAUGCAAAAACCCAGAGAACAUCUAAAGACAUCUGAUGGCGCUUAAAAGAUUCUUAAAGAAGAUAAGAGUAUGUAUUUAAAUGGUAUUUAUUUAUUAAAGUUAAUAGAUCGAUUUGUCAAUUAAGUGUUCAGAAUCCUCAUAUCUUGAUCGACGUGAUCAGUUGAAAAGUAUAAACAAACGACGCCAGAAAGAAGUCUAUAUAAACGUUUUGCUAAGACCGUUUAAAUAAUACCUGAAAGACGAGUAUGUUCCUUAAUUUUAACCAUUCAAUCUCAACGAUCCGUUUCUCGCGAAUUGAUUUUGCAAGACGAAACCGAUUGUCAACAUUUGAACGCCUCCUACAUUGAUUUUUUUGUGGUCACUUUGUUUAAUAAAAGUGCGUGAAUUUAAUAAAACAUGUUAAAAUGAUGUAGCGUUGAAAUUUUUUUAAACAUUUUAUAUCAUAUCUAUGAUAUGAAAUGUUUAAACAAACAUUCAUCGCUACAUUAUUUUAUUACGUUUUAUUAAAUUCACGUACCUUCGUUCUUCAAUUUAUUUUAAUAAAUUCAUAAAUUUUUGUUUUUUUAUAUUAAAGUUAGGUAAUUGCUACUUUAGCAAGAAAAGUAUAAAAUAUUAUUUUAUUAUAACUUCAUAAUACAUGUGAUAUUGUGUGAUAAUACAUAUAUUACUUAUUUUUGAAACAAGAAGUUGUUUUGAAAAUUAUUACAAAUUCCUUUCUGUCCCUAAUGCUAUUUCUGUCUAUUUUUAUAUGUUUAAUUUUAACCCUUAAACACACCGAUCCUGUAAAAUACGAAAAUACAUUUUUGGGUCUGGG
Molecule: messenger RNA, 4987 nt
Organism: Solenopsis invicta (red fire ant)
Lineage: Eukaryota; Metazoa; Arthropoda; Insecta; Hymenoptera; Formicidae
Exons: 6
Coding region: 423-1043 (206 amino acids)
Source: RefSeq, a predicted model, not a curated record